Molecule: messenger RNA, 3359 nt
Organism: Cydia strobilella
Lineage: Eukaryota; Metazoa; Arthropoda; Insecta; Lepidoptera; Tortricidae
Product: Golgi resident protein GCP60
Exons: 11
Coding region: 85-1542 (485 amino acids)
Cellular component (GO): Golgi membrane
Molecular function (GO): fatty-acyl-CoA binding
Source: RefSeq, a predicted model, not a curated record
CGUCACUGUUUGUGAGGCUCCGUGAACUGUCAGACGAUUCGCGAAAUCUGAGAAUCGAAAUUAAAUAAGUUUUCUUGAGCAAAAAUGGCCAAUAAAACCGAAAGUAGCCCUAAAGUCAGCACAGAAAAGGUACCCUUAGAGACUGAUGAAGGUAUAAUGGAGAGUGAAGAGCGGAAAUGGGGCAUACCUUUAAAAGACAUGUAUAAACAAGGGCUCGCCUUUUACAAAGAUAAGGAAGGAAAAGCUCUACACCUAAGCUAUGAAGACAGGUUAAAGCUUGUAGCAUACACCCAGCAAACAGCACAUGGCACUUUGGACCUGAAUUCUGCUCCACCUUUAGGAGUCCUGGAUGUGAUAGGGCGAGACCGGCGGGCAGCAUGGCAUGCACUUGGCAACAUCUCUCAAGUACAAGCAAUGGCAGGCUUCUUACACACUCUAGAAAGAUUAUGUCCUUUAUUUAAACCAUAUGUGGAAGCAAUACAAAAGGAUUUUGAGGCUAAGAAACAACAGGAGGAAAAGAAACAAAAAGAGGAAAAAGCAACCACAGAUCUCCAAAACAGAAUAAUAGAAGAGAAACAAAAGCAACAAAGUACCAAAUUAACAGAAGAGCAGCAAGUUCAAAAAAUAAAAGAUGCUCUUAACGCCCAAACCUACGACCAGUUCUUACAAUACGCACAACAACAGUUCCCCGGAAACUUCGACCAGCAAGCCAUCCUCAUCAGGCAGUUGCAAGACCAGCACUACCAGCAAUACAUCCAGCAGCUGGCCGUGGACCAGAGGCUCGCUAACUCGAAUAUAAAGACCUUGGCCAGCUUGGACAAGGAUAAUGGGAAUGAUGAGAAGAAUGUGGACAGUGGUGAUUGGGACAUCUCAGAUUUGGAUAAUAAGAAUACAUCUGUAGCAUCAGAAACUGAACCCUCUCAAAUUCGACCUGAGGACGAGGCAACAGAUCUUUUGGCGCACAAAGAAGAAACGAAAGCUGAUGAAGAAUCAGAUGACGAUGACAUAUUUCCACCCGUAGAAGAAGCGAACAUGUGGACGCGGGGCGAGAUAAGCGUUUUCAAAGAGUCUGCUCGCUCGGGCGGCGGGCGGCUCACGGUCGGGCACGGCGAGACCGUGACCGUGCGCGUGCCCACGCACCAGCGCGCCAAGUGCCUGUGUUGGGAGUUCGCCACCGACAACUAUGAUAUAGGUUUCGGUUUAUACUUCGAGUGGAGUAAAUCGCCUACAAGCGAAGUCACCGUCCACGUCUCAGAGAGCGACGACGAAGAUGACGCCGACGACGAUGGUUACGGCGAUGAAGAAUACACAGUGACGGAAGGAGGCAUAGACCCGGAGAUGGGCCCGGAGCGGCGCGCGCUGCAGCACCAAAGGCCACCAGUCAGCAUCGUCGUGCCCAUAUUCCGCAGAGACUGUCACACUGAGGUAUACGCUGGUUCGCAUACGUACCCCGGCGAAGGAGUUUAUCUACUAAAAUUCGACAACACAUACAGCUUAUGGCGAUCAAAAACUCUUUACUACAAAGUAUACUACACGCAGUAAGAAAUAAAUUAUUUUAAUAGAACCAUGACAAAUUAUAAAAAGGAAAUCGUUUAUAAAAUAUUGUUUAUAUUUAAUCAAGGUAUGAGAGACUUAUACUCUGCCUACUGCCAGUAUUUGUGAUGAUUUCUAGCAAAAGGUAUAAUUUUUUGGUUGGCAAUAAUUCUCGAUGCAUCUAUAUGCAGGUAGCGACUUGUACCUUUUGACUGAGAACGACACAUUUGUUAAUAUAUUUAUGAAGUGCUAUAUGAAUUAAAUGAAUGUUCAGUUUCAUUUCGAGCUUAUUUCAAUGCCAAAAGAGAACGCAAAUGGGAAAACUGAAAUACUUAAUCUUCUAGUCCUGAUGCAAUUUUCAUACAGCCUCAAGGACCGUCAUGCAAACUGGAGAUUGUUUGGAGCAUUCCGAUUCCGAUGAGGCACGUGGCGUUGUAUGAAGGUUCAAACUCUUUAUUAAUUUACUCGUCUCUACUGAAAUUGUAAUUAGCAGUUUAAUGACCUACUCUUAAUUUUAAAAAAACGCUAUUACCGUCGGUAGGAUUGCAGUGCACUAAUAAUGUUUUAGAUGGAGUUACUUUUGGUGAGUUUUAAUCUUUAAUUUUAACCUUAAAUCGGUAACGUAUGCGGUCGGAAUAACUACUACCCCUGGAAAAGGGGUAAUUAAUAUUAAUGAAGUUCAAUUCAAUUUCAAUAAACUUGAAAAACUAUUUUAUUAUGUUAAGCUUUAUAUACAGGGUGGCUAAAAAAAAGUGCAUUCCCGUUGCCAGGGAGGUUUUGGGAUUAUACUGAGCAACUUUUACUAUGGGACCACCCACGAAAUCGCGAAAAAAAAAUUUACCCUCCCAUAGAAAAUGGACCAGCCAAAAUGUAUGACACAGCCAAAAAUUUUCGCGAUUUCGGGGUUGGUCCCAUAGUAAAAAUUGCUCAGUAUAAUCCCAAAACCUCCCUGGCAACGGGAAUGCACUUAUUUUUUAGCCAACCUGUAUUUACAAAUUGUUCCUACGUAGUGUAAUUUAUUUAAUGUUUCUUAAUCGUCGCAGCCGCCGUAAAGGUUACCAUUAGGAUGUUCCCAGAUGUUGCAAACAACAAGCUGAUAACAGCCGUAUUUUUUUCUCAUGUUUUUUUUUCCUGGUAAAAAUCUAGCACCUAAAACAAAAAUGUAACAGUCGAGAAAAAAUCAUUACAUCAUCUUGGUGAUAUCAUUUGCGAAUAACUCUUAAUAUUCGCCUAAUUUGUCCAGGUCUCAAUACACUUACACUUAGUUUAAUCUUUGCACAUGUCUGCUAUUUUAAAUACCCAUAAGGUACUUACAUUAACGCUUUAGCAUAUCCAUGAUAUGUACGAUUAUAUAUGUACUAUGUUCUUAUGAAAUAAUGUACCACGUUAGAAAUAGUUUGCAAAAGCACAAAUGAUGGGUACGCUGCGUUGUAUAUCGGUCACAAUUAAUUAAGUAUCAAAAAUUAUUUGCCCUUAAAACUAUCAACUACCUUCCAAUAUAGGUACUGACAGCAUCAAAUCUAACUGACUAUUCGAGGUUUACAAAUAUUAUAUGUUUCUAUGAUUGCCAAGAACGUUUUAACGACACAUUCGGUCUUAGCAAGGUAGCGGAGCGGUAUGCAAGGAAAAAAUCUAUUAAGAGUCCAUCUACGUGCUCACUAGCGCCACUGCUAACUAAAUGUGAUUAUUUAAAUUUAACGAUAUAUAUUUAAAAAAGGGGGCCGCUACGUACUGUAUUUUGUAUUUAAGUACCUUUUGAAUACAUCAAACUAGUUUUUAUGUUGCUGGAUUCGUCGAUCUAUGAACUCAAAACAAAAACGGCCGUU